This is a messenger RNA of Syzygium oleosum, 1215 nucleotides long. RefSeq names its product AP-3 complex subunit sigma. Gene Ontology annotation, biological process: Golgi to vacuole transport; intracellular protein transport. The coding region runs from base 411 to 911 and encodes 166 amino acids. NCBI's taxonomy places the organism in Eukaryota, Viridiplantae, Streptophyta, Magnoliopsida, Myrtales, Myrtaceae. Gene Ontology annotation, cellular component: AP-3 adaptor complex; membrane coat; intracellular membrane-bounded organelle. The record is from RefSeq and is a predicted model, not a curated record. The transcript is spliced from 8 exons.
AAACCCGACCCGCCUGUGAAUCUUCUGCAACUCGCAGGUUCUUGUUCUUCGUGAGAUCUUCGCUUUGGCAAUUCGGUCUCCCGUCGUCGCUCGCUUCCCGCGAACCGUCGUCCCUCAUCGCCAUUUGAAUCCGGCGGCCUCGAGUUUGUGGCAGCGAUUCCUCCGACCGUCGAGCCCGGGAUCUCUCGACUUCGCGUCGCGACGUUUUGCCGUCGCCGCGCCGGCGGAGAUCGUGGCUCCUGAGCCGAAUUGGAACCGACCGGAAAAUUCAACAGAGGUAGCUUGAGAGGCUGAGAAUGGAGCUGUACCGUGUCUUUUAGUUUAUGAUUUUGAGACUUGAGAGACACAUUGUCUUUUGGGCAAGGCAAAAAUCAGAGCUUCCGGAGUGAGCUACAAGGAAAAAGAGAACGAUGAUUAAGGCAGUGAUGGUUAUGAACACCCAGGGCAAGCCUCGCCUUGCCAAAUUCUAUGAUUACCAGCCCGUGGAGAAGCAGCAGGAGCUCAUUCGCAGUGUCUUUGCAGCUUUGAGCGGUAGAGCUGAAAAUGUGAGCAAUUUUGUGGAGGCUGAUGCAAUUUUUGGUUUGGACAGUCGUCUAGUGUACAAGCACUAUGCCACACUAUACUUUGUCUUCGUGUUUGAUAGCUCAGAAAAUGAGCUUGCGAUGCUUGACCUGAUACAAGUUUUUGUGGAGACACUGGACAAAUGCUUCAAAAAUGUAUGCGAGCUUGAUAUAGUGUUCAACUAUGGCAAGAUGCAAACUAUUCUAGAUGAGAUCGUUUUUGGUGGCCAGGUCCUUGAGACAAGUUCUGCAGAGGUAAUGAAGGUUGCCGAAGAAAUAUCAAGGCUGGAAGCUGCCUCAAAUGCUAUCACACUUGUUCCCAAAACUGUUUCGAGUUGGCGGGGCCGGUAACACGUUAUCUUCCAGAUUGUGAAGUAGUUAAAAUUAAUGCUAACUCCACUUUUCCCUCUUCCUGCGAGUCGGUUAGAGCGUAACUCUAACUCCAAAAACAGAUCCUGGAGGGACUCCAUGGACAUCACAUGUUUAAUGGAACAGUUUGUUUAUUCUUUUCUCCUUAUUGUUCUUUUGGAUUUCCACAUCUUUGUUCAUUCCAGUUGUAAUGAAAGUCAGAGACCCAUGUGUAUCUAUGGUUUACUGUCAUUUGUGGGCUUUUCGAUAUGGGAUGGGAAAAUGACAGAAAUAGUCAUUGUACUUU